AACAACGACAUCUCCAUCUUUGAGGCCAUAGGAGCCCAGGGUACGGUGGUCAUCAGCCAGGAGUCGCUCCGUGUAGAUGAUCUGGAUCUCAUCGGCGGGGACACGGGACUCGAGCUCACAGAGGAUGCGGAAGUUGCAGAGUUCAAAGUCGGGGCUGACCUGGAGGGAGAAGGUGGUCUCGGAGAGGUCCCUCCGCACACAGUACACCAGAGCAAUCACCUCACAGACUUGUACCGAAGAGAUGAGACCAUCCAGGUGACAGGAAACGGCCACGUGCAGAGUCCCCGCUUCCCGAACAGCUACCCCAGGAACCUGCUCCUGACGUGGCGGCUCCGCUCCCAGGAGAAAACGAGGAUACAGCUAGCCUUUGACCAUCAGUUUGGAUUAGAGGAAGCAGAAAAUGAUAUCUGUAGGUAUGAUUUUGUGGAAGUUGAAGAUAUAUCUGAAACCAGCACCGUGAUCAGAGGACGAUGGUGUGGACACAAGGAAGUUCCUCCAAGGAUUACAUCAAGAACAAACCAAAUUAAAAUAACAUUCAAGUCCGAUGACUACUUUGUGGCUAAACCUGGAUUCAAGAUUUAUUAUUCUUUUGUGGAAGAUUUCCAACCCGCAGCAGCCUCAGAGACCAACUGGGAAUCAGUCACAAGCUCUAUUUCAGGGGUGUCAUAUCACUCUCCAUCAGUAACGGAUCCCACUCUCACGGCGGAUGCUCUGGACAAAACAGUUGCAGAAUUCGACACUGUGGAAGAUCUGCUCAAGCACUUCAAUCCAGACUCGUGGCAAGAAGAUCUUGAGAAUUUGUAUCUGGACACCGCUCGUUACCGAGGCAGGUCGUACCAUGACCGCAAGUCAAAAGUGGACCUGGACAGGCUCAACGAUGACGCCAAGCGUUACAGUUGCACUCCCAGGAACUACUCGGUCAACUUAAGAGAAGAGCUGAGGCUGACCAGCGUGGUCUUCUUCCCACGGUGCCUCCUGGUUCAGCGCUGUGGAGGAAACUGUGGCUGUGGAACUGUCAACUGGAGGCCCUGCACAUGCACGUCAGGGAAAACUGUGAAAAAGUAUCACGAGGUAUUGCAGUUUGAACCUGGCCCUUUCAAGAGGAGGGGCAGAGCUAAGACCAUGGGUCUUGUGGACAUUCAGCUGGAACACCAUGAGCGGUGCGACUGUAUCUGCAGCUCAAGACCACCUCGAUAAAGGAUGUGCUCAUACUUACAUUAAGCAUGAAAGAACCUUUAGUUUAAUGAGGGUGUGGUAAGGAACCUACUUCCCACCAGCAGCCAAACUCACUACUAGCCUACAAUGCAAUGAACACAAGUGGUUGCUGAAUUUCAGCCUAGCUUUGUUAGUACCAUGGCAAGUAGAAAGGUAUAUCAUCAACUUCUUUAUCCAAGAAUAUAGGAUUGCAUUUAAUAAUAGUGUCUGAGGAUAUAUAUAUAUAUACACGCACACACAGAUAUAUAUGUCCAUGUCUAUGUGUAAAUAGAUCAAAUGGUUUAUUCAGUAUAUAUAACCAGGUACCCCCAGAGCUUCUAUAUAGUUGAGUUAUUUAGACCCUUAAAAUCUUUUGAUAAAAUUAAAAAUGAUCAAAAAUAUGAAACAUGUCUUUGGGACAUUCAAAAGAUGAAUUUAUUUUUCAAUUUUAAAUCCCAAAACAAUUUGUAAUCUUGCACUCUUUAAAAAAAGGUGUCUUGUACCUUAAAGAUGAGCUUUUCUUAUGUAUACAUAUCACUUGAUUAUGAAAAAAAGGAAAAAAUAUUGUUUCUGGGAAAAAGGCAAAUACCUAAAUAUUUUUUCCAUGAGCUGCACUACACACUUACCUAUGUAGACAACAAUAACCUGUCUCCAAAACCAUGCCAUGAUAAUAUAGGUGCUUUAGAAAUCAAGUCCUUCAUUAAGUCUUUUUUAUGCAUUUAGCUGAGGCAUGCUAAUUCAUUUAACACCUGUCUCAUGAAAAAAAUUACUCAGAAGGUUUAUUAUUAUAACCCUACAAGAGACAACAUAUAAGCCAUAGCAGAAUUUUGAAUUAUAUUUGUUUUCAAGACCCCUCCACAAAAGCGAGUCCUUUCAAGAGUGGUAUGGGGAUUCUAUUUGAACCUUUCAAAAUGGUAUUCAUUGGAAUAUUGGAGUAGUUGAGAGUUUUAAAAGUGAGCAUCGACCUAACUGGAAAUUAGAUGGAUGACUUGAUAGGAUCCAUAUAUAGCAAUGAAUUCAACCUCUCCAAACCAUGCCAAUUAAUUUGAGGUAUCUUGCUUUUGUUCCUGUCUCUCUGAUACAUAGACAUGGUUUUACGAUGGUAUUUUGCAUCUGGCAAGCCCUCGUGGAUUAUUCAUCGCCUAAAAGCUUUUGUGUUAUCAAUGAAGCAACGAAAUUUUAAUUGAUGCAAAUCUCUAAUCAUAUACUUGCUCACCGUUCCGAAUUCCUGUUUCUGAACUAAGUGAAACGAGUCCUGGGGUUUCUGGUUCUUUCUAAAUCUAUGGAGUUUGUUCUAAGAAGUUGUUAAUUGUGGAAGCACACGUUUGGCCCUGCUCUCCCAGUAGAAAACUGUUUCACAUUGGUUGUUGGUAUUUAGAGGAAAUCUUCCUCCCCGGCUCCUUCGUGUUUAUUUUAAAGGAGAUUGACUCCAGGGGUAGGAAAUGAUUCAUCAUCCUCCAAACCAAGAUGCUUAAGAGAGCAACACUGAAAUCAAGAUAGCUCAGGGGCUGCUCACAGAGAACUCCAUUUUUCUUCCUGCCGGAAAGUGAAAAGGAGAGCCAAUUUCUUCUGUGAGUCUACGUCCCUAUGGGUUACAACCGGUUUGGGUGAGAAAUCCGUGACAGGGCCGGUUAAGUCCCAGUUGUCACAUGAGUGGCCUAAAUACACUUUAUUUCUAAGUAUGGUUCUCAGGUCCAAGUUCAACUAUUCUUAAGUAGCUCAAUUCUUCUCCACCCUUUGAGAUGAAAGACCUGUGCUUAUUGAAGAUGAACCUUCUAAAACUUUCCUAAAAAUGUCCGAUGUUUUGACUCAGGGAGUGGUAAAAUUAAACACCCCAAUUGUUCCAUUCUCCAGAAUCCCAGAGCACAAUCAGAAAUAACCCAGAGCCCAGGCAGACACCAGUAAUCCGGAUCCCCUUUUUCCCCCUCCAUGACCACUUGUAAGUUUCCUGUGAAAACACUGGCUUCCUGUACCAAAAUCAAAAUGAGUCUGAUAUCACUCGAGCUUGAACAGCUCGCAUCGCAGCUGUAAAUAUGAAAAAUUAGAGCGUUCUACCCAAUUUCCAAUAAACCUUCCAGGCUGCAAUAACCAGGAUGAUUUUCAGUUAAAGUCCUAUCUGUACUUUUUAUUUAUUAGCUGAAAGUGUAAGCAGGCAUAUUCACUCACUUUUCUUUGUCUUUCCUGCGAGUUUUAUUAAAACUUCUCCCUUGGUUAUCUGUUAUCUAUUGCACUUCCAACGUGUAGCCAAUAAAUCUGUUUCAUUGCCAUCAAAGGAAUAAAAAGCUCACCAUACAAAUUACAUUUCAAAACAAACCCUAAUAAAUCCACAUUUCUGCAUGGCUCACUCACCUGGAAUAGUGCCUUUCAUUCAAUAUGUUCUAACAGGGCAGAACACUUUCAUAAGUAGAUUUUUUUAUGUUUUCUUGUCAUAUCGGUAACAUGCAGCUUUUUCCUCUCAUAGCAUUUUCUAUAGCAAAUGUAACAUGCCUCUUAUCUUCAUGAAAAAUAAAUAUUGCUUUUGAACAAAACUA
Messenger RNA from Carlito syrichta (Philippine tarsier), 3725 nucleotides. RefSeq names its product platelet derived growth factor D (gene PDGFD). Gene Ontology annotation, cellular component: membrane. Gene Ontology annotation, molecular function: platelet-derived growth factor receptor binding; growth factor activity. The record is from RefSeq and is a predicted model, not a curated record. Gene Ontology annotation, biological process: positive regulation of protein autophosphorylation; positive regulation of MAP kinase activity; positive regulation of ERK1 and ERK2 cascade. The annotation marks the transcript as partial. The transcript is spliced from 7 exons. Lineage: Eukaryota; Metazoa; Chordata; Mammalia; Primates; Tarsiidae.